Molecule: messenger RNA, 318 nt
Organism: Lactuca virosa
Lineage: Eukaryota; Viridiplantae; Streptophyta; Magnoliopsida; Asterales; Asteraceae
Source: the annotation of a GenBank genome assembly
AUGAACCCUGCAAACUAUCGAGAAGCGCUGAUCGAAUUGCAUGCAAAUGAGUCUGAAGGGGCCGAUAUUCUUCUGGUAAAACCAGGCUUACCUUACUUAGAUGUGAUAAGGUUGCUCAGAGAUAACUCUCCACUUCCAAUUGCUGCAUAUCAGGUUUCUGGAGAAUACUCGAUGAUAAAAGCAGGGGGUGUAUUAAAAAUGAUUGAUGAGGAAAAAGUAAUGCUGGAAUCGCUCAUGUGUCUGAGGCGUGCUGGGGCUGACAUCAUCCUCACGUGUUUUGCAUUACAAGCGGCACGAUCCUUGUGUGGUGAAAAGUGA